GUUAUACAAACUAUUAACUAAUUUUCAUUAAGAAAAAUGAAUACUUUUCGAGUCGUACUGUUGGUGCCAAUAGUUUUGGCACUGUGUGACCAGGGUAUGAUGGAACCCUGGGACCCACAACCACAAGAUGUCGCGGGUUGGCCUCAAAGGCACGAGGCUUUGGUGAACCAAACUCUUCAGCAUAAGACCGAAGAGCAGAUUGUGUUUGUCGGCGAUUCAAUCACCGAGGGCUGGGGUGACGAUGGAAAGGCUGUUUGGGACAAAUACUAUACCCCUCGACACGCUUUCAAUUACGCCAUCCGUGGCGAUCAGACUCAAAACGUGAUCUACAGAAUUCAAAAUCACGAAUUUGAUGGACUCGGCCCCAAAGUCACUAUUCUCAUGAUUGGCACUAACAAUGCCGGCGCCAAUACGGUUGAGGACAUCGCGCAUGGAGUUAACGAAACGGUGAAGCAAUUGUUGGGCAAAAUGCCAAACACUAAGAUUAUUCUGUUGGGAAUACUGCCCAGACCUGAGCCAUUGGGCGCUAAAGUGAAACAAGUCAAUGAAUUGAUCGCGAAAUUGAAUAACGAUAAAAACGUCUUCUUCCUGGACAUGUGGUCAGCCUAUGAGAAGGAUGGCAAACAAAACACAGAUCUCUAUUUGUCAGACAACAUACUACAUCUCAAUGAGAGGGGGUUUGAGGUGUGGCAGCAGAUUAUGGAACCACUGCUUAAGAAGUUGGACCCAACUCUUUAAACUAUAAUCAAAAUGUUUUUCCUUUUAUUUGUAUUAAUGUUUAGUUUCCUGAAUAAAAGUUAUUAAUAAUCAA
This is a messenger RNA of Oppiella nova, 811 nucleotides long. The record is from the annotation of a GenBank genome assembly. NCBI's taxonomy places the organism in Eukaryota, Metazoa, Arthropoda, Arachnida, Sarcoptiformes, Oppiidae.